AAUUAGUCCCUGAUGGGUGGAGUAAUGCAAUCAGGAGUAAGUAGAGCUGACAAGAGGCCCGCGGCUCAGUCUGCCCUGACUCCACACAGACACCUCCUCGGACCAAAGGUCACCAUUCACAGUCAACAUGACAGAACGCUAUGACUGCCAUUACUGUAAAGAGUCCCUGUUUGGGAAGAAAUACGUCCUGAGAGAGGAGAACCCCUACUGUGUGAAAUGCUACGAGAGCCUGUACUCCAACUCCUGUGAGGAGUGCAAGAAGCCCAUUGGCUGCAACUCCAGGGAUCUGUCCUACAAGGACCGCCACUGGCAUGAGGACUGUUUCAAGUGCUUUCAGUGUAAGCGCUCACUGGUGGACAAGCCUUUCUCCACCAAAGAUGAGCAGCUGCUCUGCACCGAGUGUUACUCCAAUGAAUACUCCUCCAAGUGCCAUGAGUGCAAGAAAACCAUCAUGCCCGGUUCAAGGAAGAUGGAGCAUAAAGGGAACAGCUGGCAUGAGACUUGUUUCACAUGCCAGCGAUGCCAGCAGCCAAUCGGCACCAAGAGUUUCAUCCCUAAGGACAACCAUAACUACUGUGUGCCUUGCUAUGAAAAGCAGUUUGCCAUGCAGUGCAUCCACUGCAAGAAGCCGAUUACAACUGGAGGGGUGACCUACCGUGAGCAGCCCUGGCACAAGGACUGCUUCCUGUGCACUAGCUGCAAACAGCAGCUGUCUGGACAGAGGUUCACCUCUAGAGAUGACUUCGCCUAUUGUCUCAACUGCUUCUGCAACCUUUAUGCCAAGAAGUGUGCUUCCUGCACCACCCCCAUCAGUGGUCUGGGUGGCAGCAAGUACAUUUCUUUUGAGGAGCGCCAAUGGCACAAUGAUUGCUUCAACUGCAAGAAGUGCUCCGUGUCCCUGGUCGGGCGUGGCUUCCUCACUGAACGUGAUGACAUCUUGUGUCCUGAAUGUGGAAAGGACAUCUAAUUGGAUCUCAUCAGAAAACAUGUCAUAGUGAUAACAAUGGCAUAUUAGGUUAUGUUUGAGUUUCACAUAGAAUCUCAUAUUGCUCUCUAUAAAUGUACAUGAUUAAAAGCCACACUUAACUAA
This is a messenger RNA of Periophthalmus magnuspinnatus, 1090 nucleotides long. RefSeq names its product four and a half LIM domains 2a (gene fhl2a). Bases 128 to 967 code for a protein of 279 amino acids. The record is from RefSeq and is a predicted model, not a curated record. NCBI's taxonomy places the organism in Eukaryota, Metazoa, Chordata, Actinopteri, Gobiiformes, Gobiidae. The transcript has 6 exons. Gene Ontology annotation, cellular component: Z disc; nucleus. Gene Ontology annotation, molecular function: transcription coregulator activity.